UUCCACUGCCAGAAUGUCACCCCUGGUCACCGUAUCUACCGAAGACGCUAAGAUUGCGAGUACCAGAAUUUUAUGAAAAUUCGUGAUAAGAGAACAAGAAUAAUCAUCCUUGGGCUUCUCUCGCCCACCCCCAAGCAGAAUCUCCUCAGCCUCUGAGGACCCGGUCAGCCAUGAAUGCUCACGCCCUCCUCACCUCCCAGGGAUGGCGAGGUACUGGGCACUCCCUCCACCCCACCAGCGAUGAGACCGGCCUUUCUCGCCCGCUUCUCGUCUCCAGAAAAGUUAACAACCUCGGCGUUGGAAAGAAACAACACAAAACGAGCGAUAUGUGGUGGAUGAAUGCCUUUGAUAAAUCAUUGAAGGGAUUGGAUACAAGCGAGGAGGGAAAGGUCGUCCAGAAGAUCACAAACGGAGGCUUGGAUAUGGUUGUCAAGGGUGGUUCGAAGUAUGUUGGGAGUGGCGGGGGACUAUAUGCCAGUUUUGUGAGGGGGGAGCCUUUGAAUGGGACGAUUACGGAGGAAACGUCGGAGAAACCGACUGUGGCGGAUCAAGAGCCACCUGCGAAGAAGAGAAGGAAGCAUGGGGAUAGGGCGGAAUCGAAAGAGGAACGAAGAGCGAGAAAGGCUGCAAAGCGGGCCCUGAGGGCAAAGGAGGCCGCUGCCAAAGAGGAACCACAGACCGAAGAGGCGCAGGAUGCGAGUGUAAAGAAACUCGAAACGAAGGAGCAACGAAAGGAACGAAAACGGCGGGAAAAAGAUUCAUCCCGGGAGGCAGAACGAGAGGCAGGGGAGAGUUCGUCAGAGAGUAAAAAGAAAAAGAAGCGGCGGAAGGAGUAAGGAAAAUUCGAGUCUUCACCAUUGUGAUUGGCGUUCUGGCAGCACGGCGCCUGGAGUUUACUUGCAGCUUUUUGACAAAUGAAGUAAUUCGAACCAUGAGGGUCAUUUCAACUCAUGGCUCCUUGGGUAUCUUUCCAGGCCUAUUUGACAGUAGCCACGGUCUCCUCUCCCAAAACUCAUCCUUGAUGACAUCCAGGUGCUGUACCGUGAUCCGUGCUUUGGCUCUCCUUUUUUUAUCAUUUUCUUCUUGAGUUUUCGAGAGUUUUAUCUGCUCCGUAGUCUUUGCCCCAUCGUCUUCGAUAGC
Amorphotheca resinae ATCC 22711 is the source of this 1140-nucleotide messenger RNA. RefSeq lists its product as hypothetical. Bases 171 to 836 code for a protein of 221 amino acids. Lineage: Eukaryota; Fungi; Ascomycota; Leotiomycetes; Helotiales; Amorphothecaceae. The transcript has a single exon. The record is from RefSeq and is a predicted model, not a curated record.